CGAGAUCUUUGGUGCAAGUGUCGUCUGCAGAACAUCUGCUGGAGGAACGAUGGAUUUCAAGACAAACGGAAUUGUGAUUGCCUCCCUACUGGUGUCCAUGGUGGCUAGCUCAUCAGUCCACCGUUUGAAGCGUGAGACAGUGGGACCAAACCCACUAUGCCAAGGUCGGUCGGGGGACUUCAGUGUGGCAGAUGACUGCUCCAAGUUUGUAAACUGCUGGGAAGGCUAUGGCAAGGUCCUGGACUGCACGGCCGGCCUGGUCUUCGAAGAACGGAUAAAAGCCUGCAACUGGCCAUCAGCCGAAAACACCAAGAACUGCGCCUACAAAAUAGCCAGAGACGAGGACCCCGCUAUUGAGCGGAAGUUAGAGCAGAUAUAUCAGAUCUGUAGCCAGCUGCCGGUGCUCGCCAACGCUACUCUCGUCGCCCACCCGGACUUCUGCAACGCUUACGUCGUCUGCGGAAACGGGGUGGCAACCACCCCAUGCGAGGUGUGCAGUGUGGGUACCUACUUCCCCGACACUGCUGAUCGAUGCGUGAGGUACGAGGGCGAGCUGGAGUGCACCGGUAAACGUGCAGUGCAGUUCAACGACCUGACAGGCGUGAGAGCCCGUGAUGCAAACUGCAAUCCUGUUGGCUCGCGACAGCCCCUGCCAAGACCCACACCCGAAUAUUGAAAUGUCGGGUACCCUGCCUCUGCCACAACGUGUUGCCUGUAGCCUGUCACGUGGAUCGUUGCAGCGCAACACAGCUUUCAUCCUACUUCGAAAGGAAACGGCCUAAGAAAUCGUAAAACGAGAAUCACAUGUCACAGCUUCAUAAAGCUGUAAAUAAUGAGAAUGAAAUUGCAUGUCAUAAUAUAUUUCACUGUAUUUGGAAGAUAUUACCCCUGAGAACAAUUUCAAAGCAAUAAUAACCUUUCUAGAUAACCGAGAGAAACUUAUUUUUCUUCUUGUGCACAGAAGGUAUUUUAACGCUCAAUGUUCUGCUAAAUCAAACGGCAGCAGAAGACAACUUACUAAAAUCAUAUAAAGAGUUUCUUAUAAGGAAUGUAGUACAGCCAUUGGACUUCCUCUUUCUACUUUCUUCUCAUCCAGAGACAAGUAACACUUCACACGUUUAUUUCUGUUACUGUCAUCAAAACAGUAAACAGCCGUAUUUCCACACACAGUGUCUUUGAAUCAUUUUGCUUUUCACAUCUUGAACCUUGUGAAAAAUAAUCCAAAUGGUGAGUUUUCGAUAUGAGAAUGUACUGUCACUUGGAUAUGAAAAAAUAAAACAAUAAUGAAGUCUC
Molecule: messenger RNA, 1293 nt
Organism: Pomacea canaliculata
Lineage: Eukaryota; Metazoa; Mollusca; Gastropoda; Architaenioglossa; Ampullariidae
Exons: 5
Coding region: 50-676 (208 amino acids)
Cellular component (GO): extracellular region
Molecular function (GO): chitin binding
Source: RefSeq, a predicted model, not a curated record